Antrostomus carolinensis (chuck-will's-widow) is the source of this 360-nucleotide messenger RNA. It is a transcript of the gene MRPL30, whose product is annotated as mitochondrial ribosomal protein L30. Lineage: Eukaryota; Metazoa; Chordata; Aves; Caprimulgiformes; Caprimulgidae. The transcript is spliced from 4 exons. Gene Ontology annotation, molecular function: structural constituent of ribosome. Gene Ontology annotation, cellular component: large ribosomal subunit; mitochondrion. The record is from RefSeq and is a predicted model, not a curated record. Gene Ontology annotation, biological process: translation. Bases 1 to 360 code for a protein of 119 amino acids.
AUGCGUGUAUUUCAGCCGCAGCCUGGAGACCAUGAAAAGUAUGGGGGUGACCCUGAGCAGCCCCACAAAAUCCACGUUGUUACUAGAAUAAAAAGUGUAGUUGGUCGCCCGUAUUGGGAAAAGAAGAUAAUACGUGAUCUUGGACUGGAUAAAGCGCAUCGGCCAAGACUGCACAAAAACAUCCCUUCUGUGAAUUCCAGACUGAAAGUUGUUAAACAUCUGAUAAGAAUACAGCCGCUGAAACUACCUUACGGGUUGCCAACAGAGGAGGAAAUGUCGGACACCUUUCUUACAAGCAAGGGAGAGCUUGUCAUUAAACGGCGUCUGAAACCUGUGGAGCAGAAAGAGAUUCAGUCAUAA